Messenger RNA from Capsicum annuum, 2502 nucleotides. Its product is annotated as translation initiation factor IF3-1, mitochondrial. NCBI's taxonomy places the organism in Eukaryota, Viridiplantae, Streptophyta, Magnoliopsida, Solanales, Solanaceae. The transcript is spliced from 8 exons. The record is from RefSeq and is a predicted model, not a curated record. Gene Ontology annotation, biological process: translational initiation; ribosome disassembly. The coding region runs from base 407 to 2020 and encodes 537 amino acids. Gene Ontology annotation, molecular function: translation initiation factor activity; ribosome binding.
CACACAUUUUUUUUCUAAAAUAAUGUAAGAAGCCAAUUGUUUUUAAUGAAAUUGAGCUUAAAUGAAUUGAUUUGUAAAGGAGAUUCUCAGUAAGUUAAUUAGUUGACUACCUAAAUUUUUAUCUUAUUAGUAAGAAUUUGAUUCUUUACUUUGUAAUCUCCUCCGUGAUUUUCCCUGUCCCCUAUCCCGUUUUUGGUCUUAAAAAAAGAGAUGAAUUGAUUUGAGAAGGCCCAGUUAGAAGCCCAAAACUGAAUUCAGAUGAAUUGAUUUUAGGAAGCCCAAAUAUAUAAACAAUUCGGAUCCUCCAGCAUAACCCGAUUCCCCUUUCGGAGCAAUAUUUCACUACUUUCCAAUUUCAAUGUAUUGGGGUUAGCUAGGGCUUCUGCAUAGUACUGAAGGCACAACAAUGGCGUUUUGGUGUAGAAUGAAGAAUUCCAAAAUCAAAACUCUAUCAAUUCACCUAAAGAGGUGUUAUUUUCAAUGCAAUGUUUCCAAUUCGCUCAUUGCCAAUGCCUCACAGCCUUCAAUUCGAGUUGUCGGUAACUCUAGCUUAAUUAUCCCGAAGAGUCCGUUCGGAUUAUCGCAGAGUGUUAGGUGUUUCGCUGCACCUGUACAAGCGAAGACGAAGAAAGAAGAGAAGGAAUCGAGUGGUCCGAGAUUGAAUGGCGAAAUCACUGCAGAUGUUGUUAGACUUGUCUCUGAAGAAGGUCAUCGCAUAGUGUCAGUACGCGAAGCUUUGGAACUUGCAAGAAGUCUCAACCUUGAUUUGGUGGAGGUGUCAGGGAAAGCCAAACCACCUGUCUGCAAAAUUAUGGACUAUCACAAAGAAAAAUAUCAACAAGAAUUAAAAGAGAAUGCUAAAAAAAGCAAGUCUGAGUUAACUUUGAAGAAGGGAAGUUGUAAAGAAGUCCGAUUUGUUGGUAAAAUUGAAAAGAAAGACUUGCAAAUUAAAGCAGAUACAGUUAAACGAAUGAUGGAGCGUGGCUAUCGGGUGAAGUGUACAGCCAUGUCCAUGGGCAAUGAAGUCGAGGAUCUGGGAGCAGUGCUAUCCCGUUUCUCUCCCCUGAUUGAAGACGUUGCCUAUGUUGAAAGUGGACCAAGAGUGGAGAAAAGGCAGGCAUAUGUUGUUGUCAGGCAUGUUAAGUUUGGUCCAUCAAAAAAAGGCUCGGGAAAGAAAGCGUCAAAGGAAUACAAGACUGCCAUCUCUUCUGAUGAAUCAGCAUCAGUAGAACCUGAAAGUCAAAAAUGUGAUGCUUCUGAAUCUAGCAUUGAAAGUGAUGAUGAUAGCUGUCUGGAAGAAAUGACUGAUGAAGAUCUUGAUGGCGCCAGAUCAGAUUGGAGAGUCUCCGGUGCAAAUGGUGAUUCUGAAAAGGUUUUCGAUUUUGCAGAGGGAGAAAAGGUGGGUGCUAAAAGACUAGGUUCUGCAAAUGUUAUUUCAGAUUUUGCAAGCAUGAGAUCUGCACAUGAUUCUUCUCGAACUGGAGCAGCUGUGCCUUUGUCUCGAGGGCAAAGCAAAGAAACAGGAAACACGUUGCAGUGUUCAUCAGGGGAAGAAAAUAGGUAUAGAAGAGAUCCAAGUUCGAGGAGUACAAAGAUAGAAGACACCCGAUUUGAUAUAGGAAGGCAACUAUCAUUGGACAGGAGUACCUUGUCACAUACUAAAGACCUUGGAUCUCAGUUGCUGAGGAAAUCUCCUCUUAAUGGGUCCUCUCCCGAGCAACAUUUUUCUCAGUCUAGUGUUCCAAGUUCUCCAUCCUCUGGUUUUGGUAUUUUUAGCUCUCCACAAGCAGACAGGACUCAGGACAAGGAAAACAAUGUUGCUACACAAAAUAGGUACAAGAAAAGUGAGCAGUUCAAUUCUGGAAGGAACUCCAGUGCUUCUGAUCCCAGAGGUUUACCUAUGGCUAAUGCUCAAGCUAGAAGACCAGAUCUUGGUAGGAGGGAUGGUCAAGGGAAAUACCCGAUCUUUGGUAACAGCGCCAACAUGAAGCCAAACCACAACUCAGAGACUCAACGCUAAGUUGCAGAAAUGACGUGACGUGCUUCCAAAUUUUGUUUCUACAUUUUGAGCAGAGCAAAUAAUCUGAUAUACACAUUAUAUAUUGAGGGGAUGCAUUUGACAUACAACAUCUCGGCUGAUUUUCUCUUUUACCAUGUCAGCCACGCUCGGAAGUCAGAGCUCUGGAGUUGUCUGGUACGACAUUCAUUCUUUUGAAUAUUCAGGAUUUCUUGGUGACAUGUUAUAGGAGAACAGAGAGAUGUAGGAGUUGUAAUAAAAAGAUUUGUUAUUGUUGUGUCAAAAUAUCAAAUUUUGGAAUUGAUUAGCGUACCAGUGGACCUCGGGGCCUCAAAACCGGUGGGUGCAUGCUGGUCCUCCUCAUCAAUUUGUUUGUAAUUCAAUACGUUAAACAUUAUGUCUAAUGUCUAUUGAUAUCUAUGUUAGAGAGGCAAUGAAACAAUCUUCCUCUUUUUCAAAUUAGCUAUAUUACUUUUAGUUUUCCC